AAGAAUAUGGGAGCAUCUUAGAUGGGCCAAUACAUUGAUCAUUAUUUCACAAAUGCAUAAAUUGCAAGUGAAAUGAUGUGAUACAUUUCGUUUUAACUUUAGGUUUCAUCUUGAUCAGUAACCUACGAUGAACUCUCAGUAACCAUGGCGACCCUGACAUUUGACAAAGAGGAGUCGUUUUUAAGAGGACACAUUCCUCUUCAGAAGUUCAAGAAGCAGAUAGAGCUGCUGAAAUGGGAGAGUGUGGAGGGGAUAGACUUUGCUGGCAAUGGAUACUGUACAGACCAGGUCAUCUACACAAUACGGGCAGCCAAGAAGGGAGCCUUUUCGUCGCUGAAGAGAAUCAACCUCCGAGGAUGUCAGCUGUUGAGUGACGUCGGACUUAACUGGCUGUCUGACAUCAUAGCCGGGGCCAGCAAACUAGUCAAUGUGAAUCUGGAUGGAUGUUGCCUGGUGUCAGAUGUCGGAUUGGCCCAGCUUCUGUCCGUCUUACCGGCGGAUUGUCAUCUCUCUGUGAUAGGGACCGCCGUGUGUCGUCUGUCAGCCGCGCGGGACAAAAAAGUUCGGACAGGGGCAGGGUCCGUGUUCCCAUUGGAUGAAGGAAUCAGUGAUUUCAAACAAGGCGGAGUAUUGGUGGUUCCCCACUCAAGUGUCAAGUCCAGCGUGGCUCAUGCCCUGGGGGGUAAGGCCGGGGUGUCACUGACCAGUCUACAUCACAUGACCCUGGGACUCAAAGACGGAUGGACCAUCAACCUGAACGAAGCAGACAUUAACAAUCCCCUGUUGGACAUCCUCGUUGGCAGUAAGCCAGUCCAAGUCCUCAUACCGUUUGACGGCUCAGCAGAUAUCACUGAUGUUUCCAAGCAUGUCGCUGAAGUGGUCUCCAGGGUGAUACUGAAGGAACCAGAUUACCCAUAUAUGGAGAUAGGACAGCACAUUGAUCUGUUCUCCCAGAAAGUGAAGACAGAGGACCAGUUUAUAGAGGUCAAGUCCGUGACCGGACAUAAGUUGGACCGGGAAAACUCCGUUCUGGAGAACUGGGCGGUGACGGAGACAGAACGUACAGUGAAGGGCUGCUUCCUGUCCAGGACCCCUCUAACUAGGUCACAUCCCUACUUCCUGAUCGAAUUCAUCAAGAAAGAGGAGUCACUUCCGAGUGAUACUGAGGCUGCGGAUAUCCAGGAUGAGCUUCUGAUUGGAGCUGUACGUGACGUCAUGAUUCCAAAGUUGUCGCCCGACCCAAAUAACAACAGGAGUAUGAUAUCUAUGACAGACCCCAAAAACUUCGUUAUACACAGUUUUCAGUUAUCCAAUGUGAAGAAAGGUGACGUGUUUGGGUUCGGUAUCCGUGGCGACUGGGACUCCGAGUACAAUGCUGGCCCGCACUGUCGGCUGUACUUCACUCACAAUGGUACAGAGGUGAAGUACGAGGGUGGCCACGAGUCACAGGACGGCGCCUUUAGUCGCUACUACCACCCCGUGGUCGCUAUAAAUAGCCACUACACCUGUCAGUUCAAGCUCCCCCACCUGCUGACCCCGCCUAAGGAACUGUUGAGUGUCUACAAGAAGGAGAAGAAAUGGAUUCACCACGGUUACAACCAGUGCUGUGUUGUUAACAAAUCUGGAGUUAUCAGUCAGAACAAGUACGACGGCCGGACGUCAGACGUGUACUUCCUGUCGGAGCCGUCAAUCGGGACCAAGGACACACCCUACACCUCGUUCUCCGUCAAAAUUCUCACCGAGAUGGACGACUUCAAGAUCGGGAUCAUUGUCAAUGGUCGCACUAUUUCCACCAACCAUAGUGACAGUAUCCGCUACCUGUUGGUGUAUGCCACUGGACAUGUCAAGGAGAAAAACGACAAAGAGAUAUUACAGCUGGUGAAUGGUCCGACCAAAUUCACGGCAGGGGAGGAGGUUACGAUUGAGUGGGAGGUGGAGCGACAGCCAAUCACAUUCAAGGGAACAAAGCAGUAUCCAGUCAGAGUGAAGCGAAAUGGGAAACUCUUGUGUGAGAGCUCGUAUAAUUUCAACUUUUGUGGAGGCAAGCCUGAGGAGCAAGUUCUGGUCUACAUUCCUAGUCACAACACACAAGAGAGGAGACUACAGCUGAUGAACUACCAGCCCCCUUACAGGGCCCAAAUUGCAGAGUCUGACAAGAUAACUGUGGGUGUCCAGAGGUCCAUGCAGAUCUUCGAUGAUGGCUCUGUUAUGGCAAGUUCAGACAUGAAACACUCCUACGCCUUCCUGAUGUCAAGGACCCCCAUCAAUGCCCAGAUGACCUACUUUGAGAUGGAGGUUUCUGUUUACGGGGUGGACAACCCUGACAUGGGGAUCGGACUCACCCACGGAUUUGCGGAUUCUUCCGAUUACAUCGGAUGCUCUCGAUAUGAAGUCUUCUAUUGCAGCAAAAACAGUGCAAGGGUUGGGGCUGUGUGCAGCCAAGAGAGGUUGAUCACCAGUGAGGACCUGAAAUUUGUUGAGGGGGAUGUUCUGGGGUGCGGGGUGAAGGGGAAGUUCCGGGAGGACGGGGAGCUGAUUGAGGAAAGCGAAGUCGAAGUGUACUUCACCAGGAACGGAGAAGAGGUCUACAGACAUAAGAUGAAGCAUUAUGCGGAUGGCCUGUUCCCAUUUGUGGCACACUCUUCUCAUCUCUCUGUCAUCCAAAUCCGCGGAUUCAGUUCCGGGUCAGACUGGAACAAGGCAAAGUUUUCAUCCAAAGGACAGAAGAGUUCUGGGGCAAGUGGUUCCCCGUUUCCGGGGUGUGGAUUCACGGUCCUGGAUGUGACAGGCGGUGCUAACAUGGCGGCUCUCAAGGGCAAAGUGACCUUGGAUAAGCUGCCAUGUGUCCAAAAAAUCAGGGACCACAUCCGGACUCUGGAGGGUGAGUCUGACAGUCUGGGCCUGGAUCAGCAGCAGAGAUUGAGCGAACUCGUCCGAGCCUCGGAGAACCUGGAGAGACUCGCCAAGUCCCCGGACAGACUGACAUAUCUGUCCGCCAAACUGUCCUCCAGUGAGGGAAUAGACACGGUAAAGACAGCCAUCUUAAACCACUUCCUGUCCCACAGAGACCAGCAGAUGGCGCUGUACAGUCUGCCAUCCUCACUGCUGAAGGUCCCAGAUCUGAUCAGACAGGAAGUCCGCGCCCACGGAAUCUGUCCAGUGGUGGAGUCACGGUCACAGGACAUAGCCUGCCCAAGCCUGUUUGAGAACAUUAAGAGCGUGUCGCCUAAAUUCCUUACAGGGGAGAUGUUUCUAAGGCUGGUGGAGGCCAUGUACCACAAGGGGGAGCUGUUGUGUUUACAGUCAGACUGUGGCUUGCUAGCCCUGGAUUUUGACUUUGCAGGAAAGCCUGCCGAGUCUCUGAUCAACUUUACAAAACUGGAAUCUUCUCCUGCAGGCAUUACUGCUGUUGGGAAGUCCUCUACUGUAUGGAAAGCAGUACUUAAGGACAUGGACAAGGACCAAAUGACAUUGACCUUUCUACAGAAUUACCUUGGCCUGAUGAAGAUCCCGGUGACCUGGAGGACUAAUGUCAAGGAUGAGUUGUUUGUGUACGCACUGACCCAGAAUCUGAGUCCUCCCGCACAGAGCUUUAGGGAGUUUGUGAGCAGAGAGCGGGCGGUCAAGGAUUGCGUUUUGUUACGAAGAUCUUACAGCUUCCCCGCGAUGUCCCCGCCACAGUUACUUCCCCUUAUUCUCUCCGCCAUUGUUGGAUACAGCCGGCCCAUCAUCCUGUCCCAGGAAGGGACAGUAACUCUGUCUGGUGUUGUUCAGACAAUUGUCAAAGAGGGGGCAGUCAAUGGAGCACGUACCCUGGAGGUUGAGUGUCGUUGUUACCUCCCCCAGAAGAACGGCGCUUCAGUGAAUGAUGACACAGAGAGAAGUGUUAGGGAGUACACACGUCACGUCUUCUGUCUCGUCACGGACCUGGUGGACCGCGUCAUCAAGAGGCGCGGCGUCCUAGCAGUCGUAUCACAGAACUCGCCACUCAAUUCAGUGAACUCGACAGUGAGCUGCCAUCACAACUGGUCCCCGCUCCCCGACACGGACAGUGGACAGUCAGUAUGUACCGUGUGUAACCUGUGCUGUGACAAGGGAGAGAACUGUGUCUACAACAGGGUGAUGGGGACGGACCUCCGACAGUGUGGGUGUCGGACCGCGACCCCAGGGUGUGUGGACUGUGGGAUCUGUGUCACCUGUGCCAAGAACCUUUGGAAUCUGAGAACAGAACUGAGACCUAUGGCAAUGUCCUUGACCUCGGCCUCAGAGAUCCAUCAAGUGACCUUGAGCCCUGUGACCUUCAAUGAGGUGGAGGUUGAUGUGACGCAGGGAAUGUGUCCACCGAUAUGUCUAAGCUCAGUAAACGAUGGAAAGUGUAUCUUGACGGCCCCUGGUAUGGCUCGGACUUAUAAUAAAGACAUCAACCUGUCCGACCUGACGUAUGCACAGAACAGCAACAAAGAUUUGAGGCUCUAUGUAAAACAAGGGGACAGAGUGAAGAUCAGGCUGUUUGCUCCAAAGGGAGCUGUUAGCAGCAGUGCAGAGAGAGGGGAUUCCAAGCCUGUGGUUCCGACAUUUAUCCAGUACUGUACAGAUGUAAACAGAGAGGUGUUGGCUCUCCAGGAGGCUGGCAUUGUGUGCUAUGCCAAGGGAUCCAAAGCUGUUGGUCAGUUUGUUGGACCGAAGCCUUUUUCAGAAUCUCUAAGGAAGUUCUCAAUAAAGAUUUUAUGCCGGGGCUCAAAGUGCUCCGUUGGAGUCGGUAUCUGUCCCAAACUCUAUCCCAGUAACAACAUGCCCGGCUGGAAGACGAACUCUUAUGGUUACCACGCCGAUGACGGGAGGGUGUACAAACAAAAUGGCAGCUCCAAGGAGGAGUUUGAGCAGUGCACCAUGGGAGAUGUGAUGGCGGUGGAGUAUGAUGUCACAACCCAUGAACUGAAAUUCUUGAAGAACGAGAAAGAGGUUCACAAGAUGACGAUCCCAGACAACGGGAAGAAGCUGCCGGACUUCUACCCAAUGAUUGGACUCCACUCUGGGCACGAGGUCGUCAGGUUGAUGGAGGUCGAACCAUGGACUCCAUUAGACCCAAACGCGAAGAAGCUGGCACCAAAUAGUGUGGAGUUCAUCCGUAAAGAGGGAUUAAUUAUAAGCCCACCCAAAGUACUGAACAUGAUGAAGAUUUACUCUGGACAGUGUACAGGACAGAUCAUCCUACACAACACCACAAAGACAGCCAUGGGAUACAAGUUGGAACCCCACACUAUAUUUGUUGCCAGGGAAGCGGAUGGAGGGGCCAAUCACAGCACAGGGAUCUUAGAACCUAAUGAGGUCAAGGUCAUCAUGUGUCACGCAGCGGAGCAAGCCUCUAAGCUGUCAGAUAUCACCAUUCAGUGGAAGGAGCUCCAGAAAGACAGGAAGUACUCCGACACAGAGCUACAGAAAGCACUCAGUGGAAAAUGUCACAGCUACAGACUGAAAGCAGUGAUGCUGCAUGCUGACUACCAUAGGGGGUUGAAUCGUGUGAAGAAGGGAGAUAAUAGAACGGACUAUAUCCUGGAAGUGUUCAAGAACUCAGAGCUGAUGGAGCAGUACUGGCUGGGAAAGGAUACGUACAGACUGAGCAUGCCAUUCAACUGUUCCCAGUUCAUCCUCAGAUAUCCCAAGUGUCCGAGCUUCAAUUUUCCAUCGAAGUUAGAAAAAGGGAUGAAAGUUUACAUCAGUCUACCAAACAAGGAUGUGGUGGAAGCUUUGAUCAGUGGAGUGGAGAAUUCUGGGAAAUAUCUGCUAGAGUAUUCCCCCGAGGGCGGUGGAGACAACAAGGCUAUCUCGGGGGAUCUGUCUUCUAUGGAGGUCGUGGGGUACAAAGAGGGGGACCCAGUGUUGAAGUUUAGGGCUGAUGGGUCUCAGAAGUUUCUCUUGAGAACGUAUAUUAAUGCUCCCCCAUAUCUGAUCUCAAAGGGCAGUGCCAGGGUGCUGAGGACCAAGCCACACUGGUUGUCCUCUCUGCUGGUCCGGUCAGGCAGGUGUAACUCUGACAUCCACAGACCCACAGUUCAGGAGCAGCUCGUGGUCCGACACAGCCGUAAUCUGAUUGGCUGGCUGGAUGGAUAUGGUCCCCGGGGUGGGGUAGAGGACACCUUUACCUUCCUCCCUGCCCGCCUGACCCCCGGAGAGUUACUGUACCCCUCCACAGGGAUGUACAGGGACCUCAGUGUUCACAGACUCUGCUUUUAUGCUGACCAGAUAGUCCACUUCCAGUCCCAGAGGGACCUACAGCUCAGGAAUCCGGUCCACCUGAUGGACAUGCCCGCCCUCACCCCCAAAACCCCACCCCCCACCGACCUCACCCUCACCAGCAAGUUCCAGGGCUGGGUAUACAUCGCCCUCAUUGCCAAGAAGCUGCUUUUGGCCUCUCAUAAAUUGAUUUUACCUGAAAAAGACAUGGAAUCUUUCUCCAGACCAGAGAUCGAGCAUUUCCUGUUUGCCACGGUCCAACAGUUUGCCACGUUAAGCAGCCUAUUGGCCGCUCAGUUUGGAGGUCUCCCCAACCAGAGCAACCCAACCGACGGAACAAAGUCUGUCCUUCAGCUGAUCAAAGGUCAAGAUCAAUCGCCCAUCAGGUACGAAGGAGUCCCAGUCACUGACCCACAUAACCUGAUCCAGCACGGGUCACUGUGUAUAUGUAAGGCCCACAAACUUGCCAUGGCAACCACCGACAGCGACCUUCAGUCUGACCUUGAGCUCAAAGAUGACCUUUUUGCACCGUACAACGAGAAUGUGAAUAGUGUACAUUUAAACAUAAACCAAGAAGUGGACUUUCCGAUGACUUUUUUCCGUACGAUGCCAAAUCUGGAGAACUUCUCUCUGAAUGGGUUAUCCUUCAAAGGAAAGUCUGGGCUGUCAAGUGAGAUCGCCAACCUGGAGGAGUUAAGGUACAUUGAUAUCCGUUACAUCAAGGUCACUGCCCUGCCUAACUCAAUCCUUCGUGGAAUUAGCCUGAAGCGAGUCCACUUCCAGGGAAUGCCCCUGGGUAAGGUGUCCAGUAUAAUGCAGAGAUUCAAUAAGACAUACAGGAUCACAGAGCUGACACUAAAGGACCUCAACCUGGCCGAUUUACCUGGAGAAAUCAAGUACCUGUCUCAGGUGAAGGCGCUCAACCUGGACCACAACCCACUCAAGAGGCUCCCCUCGGGGCUAUCAGAGCUGAAACAGCUACAGAAACUGUCCAUACAAGGUUAUCCCCUGAUGAACUUUGAUGGAGAUGUACAGAGUCUGAACAGACAACAGUACAGGGCCUGGCAUAAAGACAACCCAGCCAUCACUAACUACCUGAAAGCAGAGGUGGUUGAGUCGCUGUUUGAUGAAGUGGACAAGAAUAAGAAGGGAGUGCUGGGAAUCUCCGAGAUAUCUCAGGUCAAUCUCAAACUCUUCUUCCUGCUGCCGAGAUUUGGGACAGAUGGACACAAUGAGAAGUACGGAGGCUGGCCCGAGAUCCUGUUCAAGAUGAGUUGGCUGAGGGAACUCAACUUUGGGUACCAGGGUAUUACUCUGGUCCCCACCGAGCUCAAGUCAAUGGCCAAGCUCGAGCAUGUGGACCUACAGUACUGCCCCCUACUGGAGACACUGUCCUCUAAACUCGGACUGAUGAACAACCUUAACGGUAUGGACCUCCGUCACAGCCCCUCACUGAGGACCCCGCCCCAUGAGGUGGUGGGUAGGGGGUUCCCUUCGGUCAAGGCAUACCUGAAGAGACUGGACGGAGGCUACACCACCUGUAGGCGUACCAAGCUCAUGUUUGUAGGGCUGGGGGAGGCAGGUAAAACCAGUUUACUGAAGGCUUUAACAAGCAACAGUAAGAAAACGACUGGUACCCAGAAUGCCAAGCUGACUGACGGCAUUGACAUCAAGUCGUGGAAAGUGAAGGCACCAGACGGAGGGGAGAUAACCUACUCGGCCUGGGACUUUGCCGGACAGACAGUCUACUACAAUACUCAUCAGUUUUUCCUGACCUCACGUGCCGUCUAUCUGUUACUGUGGAAUAUGAGGAUGGGCUUUGAACAUGCCGGCCUGGACUUCUGGCUCUCCUCCAUAGCCUGCCAUGCCCCCGACGCCCCCGUACUGAUUGUAGGCACCCAGCUAGACCAGAUUGAGAAGCCGGACUUUGAGGAGAAGAUAAUCCGGAACAUGUAUCCACAAAUCCAGGGAUUCCACUACGUCAGCUCCAUAGAUGGCAGGGGAAUCAAGGAGUUGGAGGCUCACCUGUUGGAGGUCACUGUUCAGCAGUCCUACCUGGAGGAGAAAAUCCCUCAGGUGUGGCUCAACCUGGAGGACAAGAUGAUUAAAAUGCGAAAAGAAAAUGCCAUCCUUGACUGGGGAGAAGUAGAGAAAAUAGCAAGAGAAGAGGGAAUUUAUCAUGAACAGGAUCUUAAGGAGGCAGUGUCCUUCCUAGACAACCUUGGCACCGUGCAGUACUUUGAUACAGACUUCCUGAGGGACAAGGUGGUGGUGGAUCCCCAGUGGAUCGUCAACGUGAUGGCCUGUGUGGUGUCUGUCAGGGCCUCUGUAAUACAGAGGAAUGACGGUCGGUUCGAGCACAGUCAGCUGGACACAGUUUGGGAGAAGUUUGCCCCUGACCUUCGACCUUGGCUCCUGAGUCUGACCGAGGAGUUUGACCUCACUUACCCCCUCCCCGGCCAACAGCUCAACAUAGUGCCCUGUCUGCUUCCCCUGGAACCACCGGAAGAGUUCCAGUGGCCUGAGCUGGACCGUUUGGAUGACUCGGUCCAUGAGAACAAGAUUGUCUACAGGUUUGUCUACCUGCCUGGGGGACUCUUCAACAGGCUACAGGUGAGGCUGUUUAACUUCUCUGACGGGAAGAUGAUCUGGAAGAAGGGCUCCUUCCUACAGAAGAACCAGCACCUGGCUCUCAUACAGCAGGACAGUGACAGUCAGCUGACGGUGACCGUUCAGGGUCCGCGGCCAGAGAACAUUCUUUUUCUGAUCCACGAGACGCUGGAGAGUCUGAUCACCGAGUCUUAUCAUGGCGUCAGCUACGACUUCUAUAUUCCGUGUCCUGAUUGUCUCGUCAAACAGUCGGACAGCUUCAUGGACCCCCAUCUGUUCAAGGCGUCAAUCAUUAGGAAAGCCAAGAGUAUGAACGCUCCCUUCCUGCAGUGUACCGAGAACUUCCACACCGUGGCCAUGACACAGCUACUGGCCAUCAUGCCAGAUGACAGGAACUCGGAGUUUGACAUCCACCUCCAGUCCAGUAUCAGUGCCCUGCAGUCCAUUAAUGACGACAUCGAGUUUGACGUCGCCGUACUUUACUGUCAGGCUGACGUCCCGCCCAAAAACAAGAGUGAUGUUAUCAACCCCCGCGACAUCAAGAAAGAUCUGGUGGCCUGGAAAUACAAUGUGUGGAUGCCGGACAGAGUGAGUCCUGACACGGCCAGUGAGAUGACGCUACAGUUCAAGAACGCCAAGAUUGUGGUCUGCUGUAUCUCAGACCAGUUUGAGAAGGAUGAGACGUGUCAUGACAUGUUCCUGUACGUGGCCAAUCAGCUCCGUAAGAAGGUCCUGGUGGUGGUGGUACGACCAAGCUUGGCGUGGCAGCAGACCGACCUAGGCAUGAAGAUCGCGGACGCCCUGUUGUGUAUGAUCAGAACUCCAGACAGGUACAAGACCAAAAUAGCCGACCUCCAGGGUAUGAUAGAGAAGGACCUGAUGGAAAUGGAACAGAACAAACGGAAACCUCCAGAGGUCUUCAUCAGCUAUUGUUGGCAGAACUCCAAGCAGGCAGAGGCCAAAAACACGGUCAUCAAAAACAGGAAGUCACUGGGAGCCGUCGAUCCUCGGGAUAUCAAGGACUUCCUGACGGAGAAGAAAUUGUCCUGUUGGCUGGAUAUAGAGAGGAUAGGCACUUAUGGGCUGUACCUGGACAUUGCCUUAGGAUUACAGAGGAGUAAAAUGGUAGUCUGCUGUGUGUCCGAUGAGUAUGCUGACUCGGAGAACUGUAUGAUGGAGCUGAAGUAUGCGGUCAGUCUCAAGAUGCCUGUAGUAGUGGUUCCUGUAGGGAGUGGGAAUCGCUGGGAUACAAAGGUCAAGAUCUUCCUGAUGAAGUUGGAUGGAGACCCGAUAAUCUUGCCAAUGCAGGACAAAGAUCGACGACCAGAGCUACUGGAGAAGGUUAAGGAGGUCCUGGCGUCAACCAAUCAGAAGAAAGACGAGACCGCAGAGAAAAAGAGGCUGGAGGCGGAGGCCAAGAGAAACCAAGAAAAGAAAGCCCAGGACCUCAAGUUCUCUUACCAGGAAGAGUUUGAACUCCUCCAGAGGAAGUUCCUGCGACACAUCACCAUGAUCUCCACCAAACUGAACUUUGAGAUCUUCCCCAGUCUCCUCGUGUUUGAUUUCGUCAAAGCUGCAUCAAUGGGGACAACAUCAGACUCGAGUAAACCUCAACGGCCCAGGACAGCCCGGGAACGGAAGAAGGAGGAUGAGGAGGACUGGCAGGGAGAGGAGUUCUGUGUCAAGGUCCUGUGUGAGCACGAGGAGGGCUGGCAUAUAUCGGAGCGGUCCCUAAGUCUGAGCGCCCGGUCCCCAGAAGAAGUGGUCAAGGUGAUCCGUGAGGCGGCGCCCUAUCUGUCCCGCCUCUACUCUGUCCUCAAACAGAGCACCGUCAAACUGAACUGUCUGAGGGGGAAGGUGGGGGACUCCUACUGCAGCUAUAUAGACAAGACAGGGUUUGUGGAGACAGACUUUGGGAAGGCGUACGAAGUGAUCCACCAUUUUGUGACCGACCACGCCAGUAAACGGGACCUGCUACAGAGUCUCCACAGGUGUCAUCUACCGAGUGGUAAGCUCAUCUGGCUUUGUGACAACCACUCCCAGGGGAACCGCAUCACCAAGCUGUCCCUAGGGGGCACCACCUCCCGCGGGGCUGGGCUAGUGACCUUGAACCGCGAGGACGAAUUCCUGAAGGAGCACAUGAGGAGACAUCCUAUGGUCCUUAAGCUGCUGAAACGACCUGAGCCUGAGGAGUUAGAGGAGGAGGAAGAAGAGGCAAAGGAUGAGGAGGAGGCUGAGGACAAUGAGGAAGAAAGGAAUAUGGAGGAGGAGCAACAAGAAGAUAGCCCAGAGAAAGGUAGUCCUACAGAGCAGGAAACAAGUGUAGGCAUUGUUGUAGAAAACAGGAAAGAGAAGGAAGCUGUUAGAAGCACAGCAGAAGUAAAGAACACAGCAGAAGUAAAGAACACAGCAGAAGUAAAGACCAGUAAGGAGGCUGUAUCUGUGGAGAGUAAGAAAGAUAACGUUGGAACUAGGUUAGGGGGACCAGUCAACAGAGUCGGAAGUCCUGCUCCUACCAGAGGGGGCGUGGAACAGAGGCCGGGCGGGAAGAUGGCGGGGAAAGACCCAGUCAAAGGCGGUGUACAGGGUGGGCCAAAAGUCGGAUCAGAUCAGAAGUCGCCCAGUACCAGUGGAGGUCAGCAAAAUGGAGACCAGACAACGAACAGAGGUGGCCAAGUGCAGAGGCCAGCAGGAUCGCCGAGAAAUCCCCAGAAAAAAGACGCGAAUAGUUCAGUGUGUGUACUGUCUUGAUGUCACUAUACAUGUAGAUUAACCAAUGUGUACAAAUAUACACACGUAUGCAUUUAGAAUUCAUAUCACUAAAUGUUUUAUAUUGAUGUUUAUAUUAUCUGUACUUACCAAUAUUGGGUACAUUCUAUUUGCUCAACAUCAAAUUUUUGAUGGACUUUUUUUUUUGUUCUUUUCUGCGAAAUAUUUUUUUUUUAUACAAAUUUGUAUUUAUAUUUUUUGAAGCAUAAUUUAUUUUGAUAUUUUACUUGGUUUUACAUAUUAUUAUGAUAUUCCAAUAUUUUUUCGAUGUCACAAGGUCUUUCUAAUAGGGUUUAUACUUUAUAAAUACCUUAUACUUUGUACUUGCUUGUUACAUUAUUUACACCAGUGAUGCUGUAUUAGGAUUUAUGAAUUGUUAAUUGUCCAACAUUGUUAUCUGUGUUACGCCAAUGAUUCUUAGUGUAAUGGGGUGAACAAAUUAUCAUUUUUGAACAAAAUGUCAUUUGUGAACAAAAUGUCAUUUGUGAACAAAUUGUAACAUGUGAACAAAUUGUAUCAUGUGAACAAAUUGUAUCAUGUGAACAAAAUGUCAUUUUGGAACAAAAUGUCAUUUGUGAACAAAAUGUCAUUUGUGAACAAAUUGUAACAUGUGAACAAAUUGUAACAUGUGAACAAAAUGUCAUUUGUGAACAAAUUGUCAUUUGUGAACAAAUUGUAACAUGUGAACAAAUUGUCAUUUGUUCACAUCAAGUGAACUGACAUUACUGUAACAGCUGUGUUUACCGAUAAGACUGAGUCCUGUAAUGUGAUAUCGUAUUGUUUAUAUCGUUGUAUCGUUUCUUUGUUUUGGACUGUAUCUGCAGCCGUCCCUUCUAUGCUUAAUACUCUUAUACUCAAUUGUUGUUCAGAUCUUGAAACUAUAUUUGAAUUUUUUACAGACUUUUAUUUUGCACUUUGCCAUUUGUUGUAUUUAUAUUGCGAGAUGAUGUGACUUGUUGUAUUUAUUCUAUAAUAUACAUUUACUGCAUCAACUCUUUACAAUGUUAGUGAUGGUACAUGUACAUGUAUAGCUGUUCUUCUCUAUUGAUAUACAUUAGGCCAUUCUUUAAAAAAUGUUUGUUUGGAAUUGCCGCCUUGAGGUUUAUAGACCCAGAAGGGAGGGAGGGAAUUUUUAUCACAAUAUUGAAGCUUAACUAAUUAGAAA
Magallana angulata is the source of this 12778-nucleotide messenger RNA. RefSeq lists its product as uncharacterized. The transcript has 79 exons. The record is from RefSeq and is a predicted model, not a curated record. Gene Ontology annotation, molecular function: calcium ion binding; protein binding. Gene Ontology annotation, biological process: signal transduction. Bases 145 to 11595 code for a protein of 3816 amino acids. NCBI's taxonomy places the organism in Eukaryota, Metazoa, Mollusca, Bivalvia, Ostreida, Ostreidae.